Didymodactylos carnosus is the source of this 786-nucleotide messenger RNA. Lineage: Eukaryota; Metazoa; Rotifera; Eurotatoria; Philodinida; Philodinidae. The record is from the annotation of a GenBank genome assembly.
AUGUCAUCAUUAUCAUCGAUUGAUUAUUGUUCAGUAGCAGAUAAUGCAAUGUUACAAAGCAAGUUAGUUAUACAAAAAGAUGAUAAUGGUGUAACACAGAUUGUUCCCAGAACAGAUACAAUAACAGCAUCAACGGCAAUAUUACCAGCACCGAAAUCGACAGCGAACAAUGACGAAAUGAUAUCAACAAUAGUUAGCAAUUCAAAAAUUUUAAAAUCAGCAACAACAACAACAACAUCGAAUGAUGAUAAAUUACCGUUAAAAAAUGGUUGGAGUUUCUACUUUUAUAAAGCUGAUAAACAGCGUGAUUGGAAACAAAAUGUCAUCUAUAUUACAUCAGUCAGCUAUGUUGAAGAUUUUUGGUCAUUUUAUACACAUACAUAUGGUUUACGUGAUUUAAGUAACGGCUCUGAUUAUAUGAUAUUUAAAUUUGGUUGUUUACCAAUGUGGGAAGAUCUAUCCUCACGUGGCGGUGGAAAAUGGGCGGUUACCAUUGAUUCAAAGAAACGAAAACGUGAUCUUGAUGGAUAUUGGUUACAUUUGAUGUUACUCUUGAUUGGUGAUAUUUUUGGUGAAUUGAGCGUGCAUAUUAAUGGUGCUGUUGUAUCAUUACGAGUUAAAGGCGAUCGAUUAGCAUUAUGGCUAAAAAAAGUUGAUGACGAAAAUAUAAUUAAAGCUAUUGGAAUGAAAUUCAAAGAUUUACUAGGAUUUCAAGCUAAAACCUAUUUCGUGUAUGAGUAUCAUGAACCAAAAAUUGAUAGCAAUGAAAUUCGUCUAACUGUUUAA